AAACGGCGGCAGCGCUUAUAGGGCAGGGAAUGGGGGUGCCGCCGCCACCUUGUCAGGUCUGCGUCCGCCGAAGCUCAGCCGCGGCCGCACUGUCGUCGCGGCGCCCCCGCCCAGUUCUCCGUGCGCACCGCCCCCGGAGCCGGCCCGUGGGUCCGGGAGCAGGGCCGAAACCUCGCCAUGCGGGUCCGGCGUCUACUGCUACUGCUGGCGCUGUUGCUGCCCGGCCCUGGGAUUUUUGCAAGUACCAGCACAGUGACACUGCCUGAAACCUUGCUGUUUGUGUCAACCUUGGAUGGAAGUUUGCACGCUGUCAGCAAGAGGACAGGCUCAAUCAAAUGGACUUUAAAAGAAGAUCCGGUCCUGCAGGUCCCAACACACGUGGAAGAGCCUGCCUUUCUCCCAGAUCCCAAUGAUGGAAGCCUGUAUACACUUGGGGGCAAGAAUAACGAAGGCCUGACGAAACUUCCCUUUACCAUCCCAGAGUUGGUACAGGCAUCCCCAUGCCGAAGCUCAGAUGGAAUCCUAUACAUGGGUAAAAAGCAGGAUAUUUGGUAUGUCAUUGACCUCCUGACUGGUGAGAAGCAGCAGACUUUGUCAUCAGCCUUUGCAGAUAGUCUCUGCCCAUCAACCUCCCUUCUGUAUCUUGGACGAACAGAAUACACUAUCACCAUGUAUGACACCAAAACCCGAGAGCUCCGCUGGAACGCCACCUACUUUGACUAUGCAGCCUCACUGCCUGAGGACGAUGGGGACUACAAGAUGUCCCACUUUGUGUCCAAUGGCGAUGGGCUGGUGGUGACUGUGGACAGUGAGUCUGGGGAUGUCUUGUGGAUCCAAAACUAUGCAUCCCCGGUGGUGGCCUUCUACGUCUGGCAGAGGGAGGGUCUGAGGAAGGUGAUGCACAUCAACGUUGCUGUGGAGACCCUACGCUACCUGACCUUCAUGCCUGGGGAGGUGGGCCGCAUCACCAAGUGGAAGUACCCAUUUCCUAAGGAGACUGAGGCCAAGAGCAAGCUGACGCCUACCCUGUAUGUUGGGAAGUAUUCCACCAGCCUCUACGCCUCUCCCUCCAUGGUGCACGAAGGGGUCGUCGUUGUGCCCCGAGGCAGCACUCUUCCUUUGCUGGAAGGUCCCCAGACGGAUGGUGUCACCAUUGGGGACAAAGGAGAGUGUGUGAUCACACCUAGCACAGACCUCAAGUUUGACCCUGGACUCAAAGGGAAGAGCAAACUCAAUUACUUGAGGAAUUACUGGCUCCUGAUAGGACACCAUGAAACCCCACUGUCUGCAUCUACCAAGAUGCUGGAGAGAUUUCCCAACAAUCUGCCCAAACAUCGGGAAAAUGUGAUUCCUGCUGACUUGGAGAAAAAGAGCUUUGAGGAAGUUAUCAACCUGGUUGACCAGACCUCAGAAAACGCACCCACCACCAUGUUUCAGGAUGUGGAAGAGAAGUUGGCUCAUGCUCCCGCCAAGCCUGAGGCCCCUGUGGACUCCAUGCUCAAGGACAUGGCCACCAUCAUCCUGAGCACCUUCCUACUGGUCGGCUGGGUGGCCUUCAUCAUCUCCUACCCACUGAGCAUACACCAGCAGCGGCAGCUCCAGCACCAGCAGUUCAAGAAGGAGCUGGAGAAAAUCCAGCUCCUGCAGCAGCAGCAGCUGCCCUUCCACCCGCCUGGAGAGUUGACGCAGGACACCGAGCUCCUGGACACAUCCAGCCCUUACUCAGAGAGCUCAGGGACCAGCAGCCCCAGCCCAUCCCCCAGAGCCUCCAACCAUUCACUCCACUCCAGCAGCUCUGCCUCCAAGGCUGGUACCAGCGCCUCCCUGGAGCAGGAUGACAAGGAUGAGGAAACCAGCAUGGUGAUAGUUGGGAAAAUUUCGUUCUGUCCCAGAGAUGUGCUGGGCCAUGGAGCUGAGGGCACCAUUGUGUACCGGGGCAUGUUUGAUAGUCGUGACGUGGCCGUGAAGAGGAUCCUUCCUGAAUGUUUUAGCUUUGCAGACCGGGAGGUCCAGCUGCUGCGAGAAUCGGAUGAGCACCCCAAUGUGAUCCGUUACUUCUGCACAGAGAGGGACCGGCAGUUCCAGUACAUUGCCAUUGAGCUAUGUGCAGCCACCCUGCAGGAGUAUGUGGAGCAGAAGGACUUUGCCCACCUCGGCCUGGAGCCCAUCACCUUGCUGCAGCAGACCACCUCAGGCCUGGCACAUCUCCACUCCCUCAACAUUGUUCACAGAGACCUGAAGCCCCACAAUAUUCUCCUCUCCAUGCCCAAUGCACACGGCAGGAUCAAGGCCAUGAUCUCUGACUUUGGCCUCUGCAAGAAAUUAGCAGUGGGCAGGCACAGUUUUAGCCGCCGUUCUGGGGUGCCUGGCACCGAAGGCUGGAUCGCCCCAGAGAUGCUGAGUGAAGACUGCAAGGAGAACCCUACCUACACAGUGGACAUCUUCUCUGCAGGCUGUGUUUUUUACUAUGUCAUCUCCGAGGGCAGCCAUCCUUUUGGCAAGUCCCUGCAGCGGCAGGCCAACAUCCUCCUGGGUGCCUACAGUCUGGAUUGCUUCCACCCAGAGAAGCAUGAAGAUAUCAUUGCACGUGAGCUGAUAGAGAAAAUGAUCACAAUGGAUCCCCAGCAGCGGCCCUCGGCAAAGCACGUGCUGAAACAUCCCUUCUUCUGGAGUGUGGAAAAGCAGCUCCAGUUUUUUCAGGACGUGAGUGACCGAAUAGAAAAGGAAUCCCUGGAUGGCCCAAUUGUGAGGCAGUUAGAGAGAGGUGGGCGAGCUGUGGUGAAGAUGGACUGGCGGGAGAAUAUCACUGUGCCCCUCCAGACAGAUUUGCGUAAAUUCAGAACCUACAAGGGUGGCUCUGUCAGAGAUCUCCUGCGAGCCAUGAGAAACAAGAAACACCACUACCGAGAGCUCCCUGUGGAGGUGCAGGAAACACUGGGCUCCCUCCCCGAUGACUUUGUGCGCUACUUCACAUCGCGCUUCCCCCACCUCCUCUCACACACCUACUGGGCCAUGGAGUUGUGCAGCCACGAGAGACUCUUCCAGCCCUACUACUUCCACGAGCCCCCAGAGCCCCCACCCCCAGUGACUCCAGAUGUCCUCUGAGCUAGGGCAACUCUGUUCUGGUGGCCGCAGCUGUGACAGUGGGCCUGGUCUCUGUAGUCCAGAGUUUGACACCACCCUGGCUUAGCAGGGAGACCAGGCUUCUCAAACCAAGUGCCUUGAGCUGCCCCCUCUGCAGCCAGCAGAGGCUGGCCCCAGGAAGUGGGAGAACCGGCCCUCAAGACCUCCAGGGAGCAGGCAAGAAGUUGGCCUUGGAAGCUGCUCUCUAGUUCGGAGGUAUCUGCAGUGGUGGGCUCCUCACAGGCUGUGAAAGGAGCCCUGCUGACCUGCUGGAUGAGCUCACCUCGGCUUACCUCUCUUUGUAAAAUUCCUGUUUGACAUCAGUCUCUGGGCCUUUCAAGAGGGGAGUGGAAGAAUCCUAGGUUUUGCCUGCAAGCUGGGAUGUAGGAAGUACAGCCUCUGCUAGAAGUGGGCUCAAGAGGUGAGGGAUACUGAGGAGGAGGACGUGCAGAGGGGUUGUUCUGGGGACAGGAGGUGCCUCACUGAUCCCAGAUGUGCCGAGAGCCUCCCAGCUUACUGUUAAUUGGUGUUUCCUUAGGUAGUGAAGCCGUUGGCAUAAGGCAUGAAGUUAGAGACUGGCCAGCGAUGCCUAUGGGCAGUUGAGAUGGGUCUGCAGGUCUCUGGGAGAUGAAGAGGAUGCUCUGUUCAGGAGGCAGUGCUAGUCCAGAACCCUGGUGGCCUGAGCAGUAAUGUGUGGUGGGUCGUGUCCUGGGCCAUUGGGGCAGGAGAUGAAGAGUCCCCUGGACAUCAGUGAUGGCAGCUAAGAACCGCAUAGGGACAAGUCUUCAGAACAAGAAGGGAGCAACUGAAUGGGAGCCUCCCGGCCACCUAGAGAAGACCCUGAACCAGCUUGUGAGGAUAAGGCUGCUCCAUCUCUGAGCCCAACAAGUCAGGGUGCAUGUGGUGGGUCAGGGCCUAUGGGUUGGGAGCCAGGGUCAGAGUCACUGUGGGCUUUGUGGGCCAGCUUUUAUGUUUCUCCUGGCAAAUUUUAAUGGCUACAUUUCGAUCAUACUGUAGAAUGCUACAUUAGCAUAAGUAAGCUAAACUUAACAUGAACUUACUUGUAAAGAAAUACAAGAUAUAAUAUCUUCUGUUUCGUGUGGUACCAAAAAUCUCCAUGCCCUCAAGAGUGUUCCAUUUAGAACAUUCUCUAAUGCUGAAGGAUAAAACAUUCUAGCAACACUAUGUAAAUAUAUUAAUGUCAAAGUUAUGUACCCUAAGUUAUGUCACUACCCUUUUUUCUCAAAUUAAUAUAAUUUUUUAACUUUAAUUUCAGUCAGAACUUCCUCUGCUCCCUCCUGAGAGCCUUGGAGCUUAAGAUGCAAUCAGGGUCCAUAGGAGGAAGCUCUGUGUGUCCACUUCCUCCAGUCAGUGAGAGUCACUCCAUCCAGCCCUGGCGAGCUGAGUCUUAGUUCCAUUGUUCUCGGGUAAGAGUGUCACUGCCAGCUUAGGGCACUGACAGGAGUCACUCCUGCUUCCUCCUGUGAGAAGUUUUCUGAUUGUGUUUGUGUCAGGGCCACUCAUCCAAAGCUCAUUCUGCCUCUGAAGAAUUCAGCCUUGCUUUUAUAAAAGCCAGAGUGACUUUUCUCUUAAUAUUAAUAUGAUCUCGCAUCUUUGAACUUCAUGAAUAACUCUGCUUAAGCCUUGGAAACUCAGCCUCUCCUUUGGCUUCCUCAGCAUCUCCCACCACAUGGUUCAUCUUCCAGGAAUAUGGCCAGACUGUUUCCUCUUGUUCUGAUGCAUCCAUACCAACUCUGCUUUUACAGUGCCCUCCACGUGGCUCCAGGUUCCUUUGCCUGGGGUCUGAGAGGUGACAGCCCAGGGGAGUGUCAGGAGGUGAAGUAGGUGCCAUGUGUUAUCUGACAGGACUCCCAUGUGGACUGCUGUUCACCUUGUUCUUGCAGCUGAGUUUUCUCUCCAGGAAGUGCCCAGGUGAUUUCUAGUGGCUCAGUUUGUUGUCAUCUCCUGUUUCUAGCCCAGUUUGCCUGGAGACAGCUUUUUCAGAUUCCUUUUCUGCUCAUCGGAUAGAUUCAUUUCUAACCAUCCAAAUUUCUCAGACUCCUUUAGUCAGCAUAUUUUAUUUGGGGAUUUACUAUAUUGAGAUGGGUAGGUCCCAGGGUGCUAGGGAAACCGAAGAGCCAGACAGGCCAAGCUCUGCUUUUGUAAAGCUUGUGAGAGAAUUAAGAGCAAAUAAGUAUAAUACUACAAAGAAUCUAGGCAGGUGGGGAAGGGCAUGUGUUUGGGGUUUGCACAUCUUUUGCCUUAAAAUACUCUGUCCCAGACUUAUCAUCUCUGGUCAGGUUACCUGUCUGUCUUUUCUUCUUACCUUCAGGGACUCAGACUCUCCUCCAGGUUUAUCUGAAGAGUUCUCAUGGAGACAUUUGUUUUGAAAACAUCUUGAGUGUUAUCUAGUGAGUCCAGUUUGAGCCUAGAAUUCCAGUUUCCCAUUGUGCUCACCAAGGGGAAGCUGUCUUUCAGAGGCCAGAACAGCUCUGUGACAUCGUGCCUCUUUAGUUUAAGCUACAGGGCUUCUACAAGUCUUGGAAGGCUGCCUAACUUUUUAGAAGUACACUCUCUCCAUCUUUCAGAUAGCAUUGAGUUGUGUCUGUUAGGGAUCAAAAAACCCUAUAAUUUAUUUAGGUUUUUCCUUUUUUUUUUUUUUUUUUUUUGUUACCGGGGAUCAAACUUGGGUCCUUGCGCUUGCACAGCAGGCGGCGAAACCACUGAGCUAAAUCCCCGGCCCUAGGUCUUGUGCCAUGUGGUGAACCCCUCUGACACACGUGCCAAAACUUCUCUCAUUGCUUGAGUCUUUAAUUUCAGUUGUUGAAAAGUGCCACAUGUCACUAAGCAGCAAAGCAUUUGCACUUUCGAGAACACUGGUAUCACCUGAUCAGUCAUGACAUCGUCUGAUGGCUGGAGGUGAAUCCUGGGUACAGAGGGUCCCUGUUCUUGGUGCAGCAGUUGUUGCAGGCUUUUCUGAGAGACAGCACUGAUCAGUCACAGACCAAUGCUGACCAGUGGGUCCAAGCAAAAUGCUUUCUUCCCAGCUCUAGAAGAGGUUUUGUGUGUGUUCGGUUAUUCAGUUACCACUGGCAGUUCUUUCUCGUUACAGUAAGAGUAAUUCAUUGGCUGCUGAGAAAAGCUUCCACAGAAGCAGCCUUUGCAUUGCAGGGCUCCCCGCUCCUGGCCACUUUGUUUUCAGCAACUGGCCUUUGGCUGGGGGUCAUUUUCCCCAUGUUUCCGUUCUCCAUCUGUUCACUGGAUCCUUGUUCUUUGUUCUCAUCAUUCAUUGGUCAGAAGUUAUCAGGAGAGCUGGAAGGAAGAGGAAGUGCAGCAGCCGUGGAAAGAACCUCUUUAAAUUCCCCAUUCACCGUUCUCUCUGCUCUUUGGCUUUGCAAACUGCAUCCAUGCUUCCCAGUGUGUCCCCCUUUGCCCCAGGUGCAGUGGUGUUAGUUGACUGCGGCUGGGCCUUGGCAUUUCCUGGAAGGAGAUCAUCAGUCAUCUUAGGCAGGGAGCCCAGAUUCUCCCUUCCAGGGUUGGAUUGUUAAUCUUUUAAGCCAAAGUAUCUGCUCUCUUCCUGUUCUUUGUUGUCUUUAUGAAGCAUUGAUUUUCCAUGAAUGACUCUGGCUGUGAUUUUUGUUUCAACACCUCAAUCCUGUCUGUAUACAUUGGAAGACCACAAAGGAUGCAUCUGCCAUGAGCCUCCCUCUGGAACAGCCUUCACCAUACUGCCAGCCAAAGUCCCCACUGCCAGGCCUCUCCUGUGCUCCUGUCUCGUGGGUACAGUAUUCCUUCCCAGUGUCCCUAAAGCUGUGAUGGAGAGUCCCCACUCACCUAAGCAUUACUGGUCAGCUACGUGGCAUUCUCACAUGUGAACCUUGUGUAGCGUUCUUUUUUGCAAUGACCUAUUUAUUGAACCUAUUUAUAUUUAUUUAAUUUUUACUCUGAAGUGUAUCCAGUUACAUUUGCACUUGCUUAAAAGCACAUCAGAUCUAUUUUGGACAACACCUUUGACCAUUUUAAAACUGGAAAGGAAGAGUUAUACUGUAUCCUUCCAUGGGAUGGAAGCCUUGUCUUUAAAGGGUGAAUAAUCUGGUCGGGGUAAAAUGCUAAUUUUUAAGUGAUUUUUUUUUUUUUAAUCAUGUGCCAUUGUGUCUUCUCUGUGGACAGUUGUUUUAAUUGAUAUGUGUUAGUUGUGUGAUACAAUCCUCUUUGUGGAACCUAAAAUUCUCUUUUUAACUUUAUAUUUUAUAAACUGCCAGAUUGUAUAAUUUUUAUGUGUAUUUUUAAAGCUUGAUGAUAUGAGAGUCAUUAUCUAAAGUUAAAAAGCCUAUUUUUGUACCUCUUGUACAGUUUUAUAAUUCUGAUUAAUGAUGGCAUCUUACAUUUAGCCAACCACAAAUAAAGGUAGUUUAGAUAUGGGA
Molecule: messenger RNA, 7547 nt
Organism: Heterocephalus glaber (naked mole-rat)
Lineage: Eukaryota; Metazoa; Chordata; Mammalia; Rodentia; Bathyergidae
Gene: Ern1
Product: endoplasmic reticulum to nucleus signaling 1
Biological process (GO): intrinsic apoptotic signaling pathway in response to endoplasmic reticulum stress; protein phosphorylation; mRNA processing
Cellular component (GO): IRE1-TRAF2-ASK1 complex
Molecular function (GO): ATP binding; RNA endonuclease activity; protein serine/threonine kinase activity
Source: RefSeq, a predicted model, not a curated record